UUUCUAUUUUAAGACUCUUCAUGUGAAAUAUGCCUUACUAAUUUUACACGAGACAAGAAAUAAACUUCGAGAUUUCCCGAAUGUCAGAAAGACAACAACUUCGAUCACAAACCAAAUUACUAUUUGUGGUAAGAUAUAGACGAUAUUUAUUCCAAAUAUUCUUAAUAUAACUUCAUUGUACUAGCACAAAACAAAUGUGACUACAUGUAUUGAAAAAUGUUGUUUCUUCAAAGUUUCGACGAUAAGUUACUUUAAAUUUAUAGUUAGUAUUAAUGGCAAGAGCUGGCCCAGGUUUCUCAAAUAUCUAGCGAAAAUGGCCUUCUAUUAAAUUUGUUCCAAAUAUUCCGGUCAGAUCGGUCCGAAGGCGAAGCGCAAUCGAUUUGUGUUCCAUUCAACAAUUGGAUCGUAUUGACCGUGUUAAUGGGAAGGGCCUUAGCUUCAGCAUGUGAAAUGAUACAUGCAUGCAGGGCCGUACGCAGGAUUUUUCCCCAAGGGGUAAGACCAAUAUGCUGAAAUAAGUACCUAUAUAUAACCAACGAUUAACCGUAAUAUUAUUAUAAAAAUCAUAAGUUGUAUUUUCUCAGGAUGGCAAUUGCUCCUCUCCUCGCUGUGCCUCUGCUGCCCCCCCCCACGCUAUGUAGGAUGGGUACAUGCAGUACCAACCUGGGAAAAGGAAGCCCUGAUAUAUCGUGCAUGGGAAAAGGGGCGACCGCGGCUUCGAUCUGAACUAUUACUGAGUAGUAUUUUCGAGAUGCAGGAUUCUUCCACUAUUUCCAAGUGGUUAGUUGUCCAGACAUUCCCAAUUACAUUAUUCAACAGUGUUUGAUUUCAUAGGUGAUUUACAUGGAAGUUAUGAGGAUUUAAUGAUCAUUUUCGAAAAGGUAAUAAUUGCCGUCAUAUAUUAAUCACUGCACUUAUCAUAAAUAUGGCUCAAAAUGAUUUCAUGAUAGAAAAUAAUGGAUAUUAUGCUGUGCUUCGUUCUUUCCUUCGAUAAAAAAGAAAGACGUUUUAAGAGCUUCAACAUGAACAUAUAAAAUUAUCUUCAUUUAUGCGUUGCAUUCUUCAAAUGUCUAUAACAGAACUUAACUACUUUCGUUUAACGUUAAACCAAUUUCGUUUAACGUGCUUCCUAUUUUUGCUAAUGAUGCAUCCUUUACAAAAACCCUUAAUAUCGACCAAUUGUAUCUUUAUGUUUAUCUCAUGUUUGAACAGGACAAUGAAAUAGUUAUUUUGUCAUGUUUGUUUCUCUAAAAGUGCAAUUCCUAUAUAUAUGACUGAACAGUAAACUUUCAAUGUCAUGUUUGUUCUUGCUGCCAUAAAUCUCAUCUAUUGUUUAUUUUAGAAUAGUGCUCCUUCGUGUGACAAUCCUUACAUAUUUAAUGGAGAUUUGGUUGACCGCGGUCCAUGUUCAAUCGAAAUUAUUCUUGUUAUCUUUGCAUUCUUUCUUCUAUAUCCCAAUCAUGUUUUCAUAAAUAGAGGCAACCAUGAAGAUCAUAUCAUGAACUCAAGGUAAUUCACUCCAUGUGUAUAUAUUACACUGCAUGGAUAAUUAUUUUUCCCAUUCCUUCACUUUUCCCCAUCAGUUAAGGCAUAGUCAAUAGAAUAUGAAGAAGGUUAGGCUACUCCAUGCAGACAUAAUAAACCUCAUUAUCUAUGUUUUUGUCUUGGUUUAUGCGUGUUGGUUUACUUACCCAGUCGUGAUAUUACGCAAUGGUUAAAUGAAAACAUAGCUAUUGAUUGCUCUGGAGAAAAUACAAUAUACACGUGACGAUGAACCGUCCAUUUCUUGCACAAUGAGGUCUAAUUUCCAAACUUUCUUAUGCUAUUGACUAUAGUUAGGGUUUAGAUGUCGGGCCUUCUUGUGCAUCGUCACCAUGUCGCCAUCUUCGUCGUACCCACGUCACCGUGUAUCAUCUCUUGCAUCCAUUCAAUAUAUUCCAAUCUGAUCUUGUUAAUUCCAUCACACCCAUCUCAUCCCUUGUUGUCCUUCCACGUGCUCCAUGCUGUAAAUGUAAAACUUUAUUUCAUGAGAGCAAAAAACACAGUCUGCAUAGACCGAUAAACUAGUGGCCCUCAGUAUUACACUAAACUAUAUAUACGAGUUCUUCUUUACAGACUACUCUUACAGAAUUCUUCCUUGUCUCCUAAGUAAUUUCAAUAUAACAUCUUCCAUUUUAUUAUAUUACAGUAGAUACUUGGGCAUUCCCCAAUAUUCCAGCACCCCUCCCCCCAAAAAAGAAAGAAAAAAUCAAUAAUCCUUUCCGCACUGGCAAAAUCAAUGUCUCUUGCUGUUUGCAUACAUCUUUCAUAAAAAUCACUGAUUUAUGAGCUUCUUCAAAGAAUACAGAAAGCUUUUUUUACAUUACUAAUUGCUAUUGUUAUGGAAUAUGCACAGUGGUUAGUGUGCGUGGCCAUCAGAUUUUGGCCUAAUAUAUCACAAGAAUAAAAUACAUUAAACUAAAUUCUUCUUUUAGGUAUGGAUUCUCCAAAGAGGUCAUAAAAAAGUACAAAGUAAAAUAUCUGAAAUUUUGUGAAUUUGAUCACGCUCAGUUUACAUUACUAUAAUUUAAGAAAAAACCUUAAAAAUUGUUAUUCUAUUACAUUUCCAGAGUCAUGCCAGCAAGAUAAUCAGGGUGGUGGAAGAUGUAUUUUCAUGGCUGACAUUGGCUACUGUUGUUGAUAAUGAGAUUCUUGUUGUACAUGGCGGAGUCUCAGACAUUACUGACCUUCAGUAUGUGGAUAACAUUAACAGACAUAAGGUAUACAAAUGUCUAUAUGAAAUAAGGUUUAAAUUCAGUUAAAAAAAUUAAGCUAGCCAUGUUUAUUUCUGGACUGCAUGUUUUCCCUAGAAGUUUGGUGAGGGGGCAUCUUUCAUCGCCCCAAACUCGGAGAAAACUUGUAGUGUUCCGUAGAAUCAAUCUGGAGGUACUUAGAGUAUAUUGCAGGAAUUAACACACUUUUGGUUAUAUAUUUUUACAGAGACAUAUUAAUAUACACCUUUUAGUUAUUUAUCCUAUAGUAUAUUUAUAUUUUAGUAUACUUCAGUACUAAAGCCAGAUUUUCUUGCAACAAACCGCGACAACAUUGACUACGACGAGUGGAGACAAGUAUGUUUACAAAAUUAAAGUUAUCCUUUUUUAGUUAACUGUUGUUUUUCUUGGAAAUUUACGUGCUAACAUGUAUAUUAUCAGGAUAUCAUACAAUUGUGCGAGUAGGUUUGUUUGUUUGUUUGUUUGUUUGUUUGUUUGUUUGUUUGUUUGUUUGUUUGUUUGUUUGUUUGUUUGUUUGUUUGUUUGUUUGUUUGUUUGUUUGUUUGUUUGUUUGUUUGUUUGUUUGUUUGUUUGUUUGUUUGUUUGUUUGUUUGUUUGUUUGUUUGUUUGUUUGUUUGUUUGUUUGUUUGUUUGUUUGUUUGUUUGUGCCUUAGCCAAUCAGCAACAAAUUUGCGCCGACCCGUAACAAAACGUGCAGGUAUAAUCAGCUUUGCAAUAGGCAAUUCCAGCUUUUAGUUUAUGCGUGCAGGGGAUGAUGGGAAGUAAGGUAUCAUAUUGCUGAUUAAAAAUUUCAAUAAAAACUGCCGAAACAACCGAAAUAUUUAAUAUUUACAAGUAUAAGCUAUCACUCCGUGUUUACAUGGCCACCAUUUUUAUUUUUAAUAUGAUACCUUACUUCCCAUCAUUCCCUGCAUGCAUAAACUAAAAGCUGGAAUUGCCUAUUGCAGCUUUCAUUUGCUUUCCAGGAUUUUCUUAUUAAGAAAAUAGAUAAACUCAAAACCAGGCUUGUAGUAAAUCUGAGAGUAUACGUCUACUUGCGUUGUGUACUUAGAAACAGCCAUCAAUAACACUUGGUUUUCCUAGGUACUGGACUUGUUAUGGAGUGAUCCAUUAUCAAAACCUGGCUGUACAGUGAACUCAUAUCGUGGUGGGGGAUGUUAUUUUGGACCAGAUGUAACAAAGAAAGUACUGGAACGCCAUGGUCUAAAACUCAUUGUUAGAUCACACGAAUGUUGUCUUGAAGGACAUGACUCAACACACGGUGGCAAGGUGAGUAUAUAGAACCACAUUCUGUUAGUUAUCACGUCUGCGAUGCUUGAUGCACCUCUAAUAAACACUCCUCUCCAACAGACGGCUCUCCAUAAUAAAAGCUUUUCUCCAAUAAACGCACUCUUUAAUUAACGCCUCUCUCUAAUAAAGUGAAACGCUUCCUCAUUCGAGAAGAUGUACUGUAAUUUGUUCCUUGGCUAACUCCUAACUCAUUUCUAUUAACUCUUGAAAAGAUGAUCUCAUAUCGAGAACGUAAAAAAUACAUUGUGUGAAUCGAACAUUUGUGUGAAAUCGUGUGUAUAUUGUCUUCGAGGUUCUAAUAUGUAAAUAAACGUCCUUCUUUAAUAAACUUAUCUCUAAUAAACACCCCGAUAUUACGACGGACUGAAAUGAACUAGCUAUUUUUUGCUCUAGGUGCUCACUGUAUUCUCUGCGUCCGACUACUACGAGAAAGGCAGUAAUAAAGGAGCAUACAUGAAAAUUUUACCAAACCUCAAACCAUAUUUUGUUGAGUACACUGGAAUGCAAUGUAUGAAGAAAUUUAACUUUGUUGAACGGUAAGUAGGUACAUAAUUAAUUUAAUGUUUAUCUUACUCGACAUUCGUUUCUUGGUGUAGAAAAUAGCACAAGAGAUUCUGAUCAUACGUCUUCUCGAAAUCCCCAGAUCCCUCCCUCGUCCCACAAAACUUUUUCUGCAUGGAGUUUCCUUGGGCGGAGUUGUCAGAGAGCCGGUAAGAUCUCACCCUCGAAAUGAACCAGAUAACUGGGCUUCCAAAAAACACGCUUUCCUCUCUGAAGAAAGAAGAGAUUUAUUAACUGUGAUUGAAUUCUAACCCAAAUAACAAAUAUAUUCCAUUGUCUUUGAAUCACAAUUACAGCCUACGAUCUUAUUGACAGCAUGGCACAUCAACUAUUUCUCGUAUUGAAAGGCAUAAACAAUAAUUUAUACCCAUGCAGGGCAAUGUCAUUACUCUCUAAUUUUAAACUACUGUAGUGCAUGGUAUACUUUUAUUAAAAGUGUAGUUUAGUUCUAUUUAAUAACAUUGUAAAAUACAGUUUGUAUUAAUAUUCUUAAUGUAAAUCAAUUGUAUUUUUCUUAAGCUUAAGAUGGAUCAAUAAAGUAUUCUUAUUAUUACUGUGUUGUUGCGUUCCUGGUUGGAAGAAAUUCAUACAUUACCUGCGAAUACAUUUCAAUAACAUCGCUCUGCCUCUACAAUUGUUCUUCUUAUUCGCAAAAUGGUGUUCUAAUUUGCACAAAAUCUUGUUUCUUCUUUAUUGCAUGCCAACCGCAUAUCAGGAAAUCCGUUCCCCUUGAUAAAUCAAAAAGCAACCGCAAUGACAUAUUUUACUCUGAACGGAAGUAUACCACUAAACCCACUUUUCCUCACGAAAUCAAACCCAUCGAAUAUAAAUUUAAAUAUUCAAUUUCUAGGAUCAGCAGGGUUGAAGAGUCUGCACUUCGCGAGUUGAGAAAACUGAUAUUUUCACAAAAAGAUUCUCUUCUUCAAGAAUUUAGAAAAUAUGACACUGAACAUACAGGUAAAAUGUUAGUUCUGGUAUGGAAGUUAUGCAUAGGACAAUUCCUAGUGUCUCAAUUGGAUAUCCCUAGUGGUAAGAGCGCUGGUACCAGAGACAUUGGGUUAGAUUCACGGUUGAGACAUUUGGAAAUUAAUUUUCAACAAGUGAUCAUCUCCAUUAGAACACCAAGUUUUAUUAAACAAACAUUACAUUGCAUGAUCUAUACACGUUUGCAAGAAGCUUCCGCUCAAGGUAAAAAAAGACAACCUAAUGUAGCCGCAACAAUGAAGAGUAAACCCUAGUCAUAGCGAAUUAAGCUUUAUGAAAUCAGAGCAAAAAAGUAACAUAUGAAAGUCUCAACACAGAAUAUUCCAUUCAAUAUUCCAUCAAACAAUUUACCAUUGUUUAUCUGCUGCAGGCCUAAUAACAGUUCUGGAAUGGACGAAUGUCAUGGAAAGAGUAUUAGAAAUAUGCCUGCCAUGGAGUAUGAUACGUAAGCAGAUCUCAGUAGGAAUAAAAGAUGGGAAAGUGGAUUAUGAAUCUUGUCUUGAUCAAUACCAGAUCGAGGCCAUGUUUUCCAAGGUAUAUAAGAUACAGGGUGUAAGUGCAACAAGACAGGGAGGUGUUGUCAACAGGAGAAUAUACAUCGAUUUAGUUACUAAAAUAUUAGACGACUACACUGUCACAAGCAGACAAUGUCAUUAAGUGAAAACAGACCAAAAUAUACACGAGGCAAAAGCAGAGCGUUUAUAUAUGAGCGCCCUGGUCAGAAGCUACUGCUGUCGGAGGCAUAGCCAGGUUUUCAGUCGAGGGAGUCCAGAACAAAAAAAACACACAGAAAGGGCGUAUAACCUACUGUGCCUUAGUCCAUCCAUACAUAGUCACUGAAAACUGUUAGAAACGUCCAAGGCAAUAUAUUAAUAGCGUGUCAUAUACGGUUUUUUCUUGGGGGCGGGGAGGGCCGAUUAACUAACAUGGAAGAAUUACACACUAAAUAUUUCGGAUCGAGCUCUCUUGCAACAAGUGAACAAUUUUCCAAGUUGUAACAUUUUAAUUUUUAUGAAUAGAAAGGAAAUUUCAUUGAAGCUUUGUACCGACACAGAAAUACAUUUGAAACUAUCUUCAGAGUUAUGGAUAAGAACAAUUCAGGUAUGAGUAAACUGAUUAAUUAUUAUUUGAUUGCGUCUCUGUCUUGUAAGAUCAGACAUGUUUCGCGGUUGUUCUGGUUUACAUAAAUGCAAGCAAUCCAUGAAAGAACGAUCUAAAUUUUCAACACUCCAGUUUAGAUUAACCAAACAAGAAAUACAAUUUCAGGGUUGAUGAAAAAAAAAACCCGGUCAAUUUCGGACUAAAUCACGUAAUUAAAACACAAUAUAUUUUGUAACAGCAAUCUGCAUGUAUUUGUUGCUUAUGUUUCAGGAAUGGUUUCCCUUGAUGAAUUUGAAGAAUGUUGUCGUAUUUUAUGUGAACACACAAAAUGUAUGUCAGAGCAAGAUGUUCAAGAUCUAGCAAGAACGUUAGAUAUAAAUCAAGAUGGUUUUAUAGAUUUUAAUGAAUUCUUAGAAGCAUUUCGCUUGAGCGAGAACAGUUCUAACAAAAACUAGAACAGUUACACCUUCUAUGAAGGCUUGUAUACUAGUGGACAGCUAAGACGAGCUUGCUCAUGUUAACUGAACAAGCGUAGAUUGUACAUGCCGACGUGUACUGAAUAUUAGUGAGGUUCAGAUUUGACGUCCACUACCGCUACCAUUAUUAGCCAAUCAGAUGCGUUUGAUAUAUUCGAUCAACCAAUCAGAUGUUUACUAAGCCAGUGAGAGGUAGUGCUAGAGGAAGUGGAAGUCAAAUCUGAACCUCUCUAUUAAUAAGACGGACUACGAAAUAAUUUCAAGAUCUGAUAAGCGCCAAAGUUUUUAAUUCACUGACGGAAUAAAAGGUUAAAAGGUCCCAAAACAAUUACUACAAUAUUAGGUAACUCAGGAAAAUUAAAAACACUUUAAACGUACAAUCCCAGCCUUAUUUUGUUGGAAAUACACCAAAGUAAAGCAAAACAAAAAAGCGCGCGAAAAUUUUUGACUGAGCCCACAAUCCCAUGUAAUGAAUACAUGGCCAUUUUGGAUAUAGAUUCAUGUCUCGCUGUUUAUGAGUUAGGGUCAGCGGUUAGGGUUAGGAUUAGCAUUCAUAAAUAGCGAGACAUGAAUCGAUAACCGCUAUUGUUCUGUGCAAUGAAUAUGUUGUAAUAGCUUUAUGCACUAAGGCUUCAGGCUUGGGUUUUUUCCUUUUCAGUUAAUUAUACUGCAUCUUUAAAAUGUCUACAUAAGGACAAUGACAGCUAGAUGGUAUCAAGGGAUGUUCUAGGCUGGAUCGCGUUUACGUCAUUAUCCUAAAGGGGCAUUGAUACUCAUAAUAAUAAAACGAAUACAUACAUGUGGGUUGUAUUUCGAGUUUAUUCGAAUUUAUUUGAAAUAAUUUUAAUUCAAAAUCAACUAGUUGGUUACUAAAAUAAAGUCUGGAUCCAACCAAAAGCCAGCGUUUUUUGCAGUUCAUAUAUCAAAAGAUACAUUCUCUCACGUGAGAAAACUUGACAUGUUUUCUUGUCAGUACAUUCAGGAAUGCGACUACAUUGCUAACGUGGUGAAAUCAACAUUUUUUAAAUGGCGAAUCUGAUUGAUCUACGAGAAAUUGUUCUGAGAUUAGCUAAUAAUAGUUUGACAUUUUAGCAGUAAUAGGCGUAGGAAUGUACUCGCAUUCCCGAAUGUUUUGACACGAAAACAAGACACGUUGUCUCAGGGGAAUGGAAGCAUCCGUUUGGUACUACAAUGGUCAAAAUGCACAUUUCAGUAUUUCUUUCAAUAUUUAUUUUACUUUAAAUUGUCAGCACAUAACGUUCCCGACGAAGGGCCUUCGCUUGAAACGUUGAAUUAGUUUCUAUGUUUUUCACGAAAUUUCAUCCUUCGACGACCUUCGCGAUAGUUAUACAGGGUGUAUCAAAAUAAACGCAAUUCAUCUUUUGUGCUUAAUAACUUUCGAAAUACUAUUUCUAGUUAAACGCUUUUAGGCUUACUUCAAAGCCUGCUCUUUUCUCUUUCAAACAAACUAUUAUCCUUGUCUCCAAUGCUAGUAAUAAUUGCACAGGAAAAGAUUUAGUAAAACCUAUCAUUUUUAGUUGCUGUUUAAUUAUGCAAGUUUACUAUGUUAUUGUUUAGUCGGUUUAAAUGUUAGAAUUUUCUUCUUUAAACUUUAAUGUUGUCGUCACUACAUCUGGAAAACCACGUAAGAACAAAUUAACAGUAUUUUAAAAGAGACCAGGUUGUUUGAAAAUCCUAAACGAAUGCUAAAAAUCGUCAAAACAUUCUGGUGUCUGAGCCAGAGUGUCAUCGAAUUGCGAUGUAAUGUAAACAGAAAUUAUAGCAAGUUGAUGUCAGUCAGCUUAGAUGGUCCAAGCCAAAAUUAUAUCGCAUUUGAAGUUUCAAACUGAGUUAAAAAUAGUGGAAGAAAAGCCGUAAUUAUACUUAUUGUUACAAUCCAUUUAACAAAAUGCAACAUUUUUUUGUUUUAAUGAAAAAAUAAGUUAUUUUCAUGAGAACGAUUUGUUAUUCCAUCUCAAUUUUUUUAAUCUCCAAUCGCAAUAACGUAAAGUAUUAUUAGCCGCGAACCAAUGAGUCAAAUUUAAGAAACAACCCACUGUUAGAAAGCUGAAUGGCUACGCUUUAAAAUGAAUGUAAACUUUAACGUUUUCGUCUAUUAUUUGUUUAGCAAUUUACAUUUCAGUCGAGGAUUGCGCUUUUUUUGAUACACCCUGUAUAACGUAAUGGACCUUUCUCCUUAUCACUAAAAUUUUGAUCUAGACAAGUAUAGACAAAAAUUUCAUCCCAGCUUGAAAGAGCAUCACAAAAUUAGUAAUAUUCCGAAGUUUCGUUGCGAAAUGUUGUAAAAUGCGGAUAAUAUAGCCCUGCGAAAUUUGCAAUUUUCAGUCAUUUUGUAUUACAAACGGGAAAUUGACAGCCCCAACACACGAUUUGGCUGUCAAUUUCCCAUGCGUAUUACAAAAUGACUGAAAAACGGCAAAUUUCCCAAGGCUAUAUUAUCCGCAUUUUACAACAUUUCGCAACGAAACUUUGGAAUAUUACUAAUUUUGUGAUGCUCUUUCAAGCUGUGAUGAAAUUUUUGUCUAGAUCAAAAUUUUAGUUAUAAGGUCCAUUGCGGUGUGUGAUUAUAUUAAGCCCAUUGCAAUCCAAAUCGUUCACAUAAUUUGAAGGCUUGGUUUCCUUUGUUUCAUUCUAUUCUUCAUUAUCAGAGCAGUGUUAACCAGGCAUGGGAGUUAUCCAAAAAUGUCAAGUGGGAAGCAAGAACUAUAUACACUAGCCGAUUAUGUCUAUUCAUACAUAAUAGAGGUUCAUAUUUGACUUCCUCUACCUCUCACAAUCACUACGCAUUUGAUUGGUCAAUCAGGUAGAUUAAACACGUCUGAUUGGUUAAUAGUAGCGGAAGUCAAAUCUGAACCUCUCUAAUGGUUUUUAUAUACCCUUGUACACUUACCAUUCCAGUGAGUGUUAGUCAGUAGCAACUUUAAAAUAUUCGUCCUCAGUUAAAACAGAAUGAUAAAAUAAUAUCCAUGACCACAAUAUCCCAACAGCGCAGUACACGGACGUGAGUAGUAAGGGCAGAAAUGGAAAUUUCAUGGCAAAUCCCAAUGCAUUAUGAAUAAAUAAGUUAUAAAUUUCCAGAACAACUAAUCCAGAGAGAUAAACGUUUUCGUACCAGCGAAGAAGAGGUUGAUUUUCUUUAUUUCUUGACGAAC
Paramuricea clavata is the source of this 10356-nucleotide messenger RNA. The record is from the annotation of a GenBank genome assembly. NCBI's taxonomy places the organism in Eukaryota, Metazoa, Cnidaria, Anthozoa, Malacalcyonacea, Plexauridae.